UCAACCGGAAGUAGUGUGUCCGUCUCCGUAUUCCUUCCGCUCCCGGAACUAAUAGUUGGUGUUUGAGCCGUGAUGAGGACGGCGGAGUAAGAAGCCAGUGUUUCUAGUUGUGUGAAGAAAGAGCGACAACACAAACUGCUGGAUGUUCAUUUUGAAAAGCUGAAACUAAACUACAAAGAGCAGAAAAGGGUGAAAAUGUGCGGGGUGCAGCUGCUGCGGGUGUCGGUCCAUGAGCGGAUGCGCGCCGCCGCUGAAGACGUCCUGCUGCGGGUGGAAACAGGAGAAGAAGCGGCGCUGAGAGCGCUGCUCACCGAGCGGCUAACGGCGGCUGCGGAGGAGAUCGUCGGUCUGUUGGAGGAAACCGUGGCGGAGUACGAAGACAGAGUGGAGCGGUCAGAGCGGGAGAUCUGCCGCCAGAGGAGGCUGCUCGAAGCCGUGCUGAAGCCCCAAGUCCGGCUGCACAGAGCAGAUUUACCUUCAGCUGUCCAGUACGUGAUUGUUGUCAAAAAGGAGUCACAGGAGCAGAGCUGCAGUCAGAACCAGGAGGAGCCAGAGCCCCCACACAUUAAAGAGGAACAGGAGGAACCUUGGACCAGUCAAGAAGAUGAAGAGAAACCUCAGUCCUCACAGCUUCAUCGAACACAAACUGAGCAGAUGAAAACAGAAGCUGAUGGAGAGGACUGUGGAGGACCAGAACCAGACAGGAACUCUGAUCCAGAUCCACAUUUACAACCUGAUUCAAGUCAACAGCUGGGAGACUCUUCUGAACCUGAGACUGAUGACAGUGCUGAUUGGAAGGAGACCGAAGAAGUGGGAUGUGGGAAAAGAUAUUCACAGAGAGCAUCUCUGAGUCGACACAUGCAAACACAUAAGGAGAAGAUAAGAGAGAAACCAUUCAGCUGUUCAGUCUGUAAGAAAUGUUUUUCAGAGAGUAGACGUUUAGAGACUCACAUGAUAAUGCACGCAGGAGAGAAACCUUUCAACUGUUCAGUUUGUAAGAAAUCUUUUGCACGGAGUCAGAAUUUAAAGCAACAUAUGAUAACCCACACACCAGAGAAACCUUUCAGCUGCUCAGUGUGUGGUAAAGGUUUCAAUUUUAGUGGGAAUCUGAAUACACACAUGCAAACCCACGGGGAAAGUGGGAAAAGAUGCCAUACAGGAGAGAAACCAUUCAGCUGCUCUGAGUGUGGGAAAAGUUACACACAGAGAGGAUCUCUGCAGAGACACACCAGACGCCAUACAGGAGAGAAACCAUUCAGUUGUUCAGUCUGUAAGAAAUGUUUUCCAGACAGUGGACGUUUAAAGGUUCAUAUGAGAACCCACACAGGGGAGAAACCAUUCGGCUGCUCACUAUGUGAGAAGUCUUUUAGCGUGCGUGGCCAAUUAAAGAUACACAUGAGAAUUCACACAGGAGAGAAACCAUAUAGCUGCUCUGAGUGUGGUAAAGCUUUCAAUUUUAGUGGGAGUCUGAGUCAACACAUUCAAACCCACUCAGGAGAGAAACAUUUCAGCUGCUCAAUUUGUAAGAAGUCUUUCACCCAGAGUGGAAGUUUAAAGCUUCACAUGAGACGCCACACAGGAGAGAAACCUUUCAACUGCUCAGUUUGUGGUAAAGGGUUCAUUUCAAGUUGUUCUCUGAGUCGACACAUGCAAACACAUACGGGAGAGAAGAAGAAGAAGAUAAGAGAGAAACCAUUCAGCUGUUCAGUCUGUAAGAAAUGUUUUUCAGAGAGUGGACGUUUAAAGACUCACAUGAUAAUUCACACAGGAGAGAAACCUUUCAACUGUUCAGUUUGUAAGAAAUCUUUUGCACGGAGUCAGAAUUUAAAGCAACAUAUGAUAACCCACACACGAGAGAAACCUUUCAGCUGCUCAGUGUGUGGUAAAGGUUUCAAUUUUAGUGGGAAUCUGAAUAAACACAUGCCAACCCACUCAGGAGAGAAACCUUUCAGCUGCUCACUUUGCAAGAAAUCUUUUACAAACGUCAAAGAACACAAAUGUGCUGGACGCUCGUCCUCAAAGUUUCAUCAAACUGAUAAGAACAAAGAGACAAAGAGAGCCUCCAGCCAGCAGCCCACAUGAGGAGAUGCAAACAGAAGCUGAUGGAGAGGAAGUCAGGAACUCUUAUUCUUCCUCGUCUUCUUCUAUAUACAUUUGAAAGAUUGUAUUUAUAUUUUUGCUGCAUAGCAUUCUGUAAAAUGUCAAAGAUGGAUUUAAAAAGCCUGUUCUAAAUUAUGAAUGAUGAGUUCAAUUGUUGUUGUUUUUUAUGUAUAUUUAACAAUAGAAUAGUUGCAGCUGUUGUUCACAUUUUUUCAAUGUUACAAUGCUGAGAAUGCAAAUAAAACCUAUGUUCAGGUUGAUAUUUGUUUUUAUUUAAAAUGCAGUACUGUAAUCACUCCUCACCUCUUAGAGUUAACAUUUUAAGGCUUACCUUCAAAAAUAAGCAAGUUG
Molecule: messenger RNA, 2451 nt
Organism: Centropristis striata (black sea bass)
Lineage: Eukaryota; Metazoa; Chordata; Actinopteri; Perciformes; Serranidae
Product: gastrula zinc finger protein XlCGF57.1-like
Exons: 3
Coding region: 196-2082 (628 amino acids)
Biological process (GO): negative regulation of transcription by RNA polymerase II; regulation of immune system process; regulation of cytokine production
Source: RefSeq, a predicted model, not a curated record